This is a messenger RNA of Neurospora hispaniola, 698 nucleotides long. RefSeq names its product DASH complex subunit Dad2-domain-containing protein. Gene Ontology annotation, biological process: mitotic cell cycle; attachment of spindle microtubules to kinetochore. The record is from RefSeq and is a predicted model, not a curated record. The coding region runs from base 250 to 642 and encodes 130 amino acids. The transcript has 2 exons. NCBI's taxonomy places the organism in Eukaryota, Fungi, Ascomycota, Sordariomycetes, Sordariales, Sordariaceae. Gene Ontology annotation, cellular component: mitotic spindle pole body; DASH complex; mitotic spindle midzone.
GUCCUAUAAGCAGUACCUCAGAACCUCUAUACUACCGGCGGCCACUAACAGCAUCACCCAGCAGCAAGCAAUCACAACAAGGAACAGCACGCUCUUUCCUCCCAUCUUCCCGUCCGUCUUGUCAAGGACUUCCACCACUUAGAUUCGACCAACGGCUCUUGACUACCAUUUCCUGAACACACAUGUAGAUCUCCAUAAACUCCCAUCCUUUUCUUCUUCCCCAUCACCAACGCCGUGACUGCAGCCACAAUGUCCGCAUUUCCUGCCAGAGGCUUUUCGUCCAUGGGCGCAAGCACCACGGGCCAGUCUCCCGCCCUGGUUGCCAGAGUCAACGAGAAGAAGGCCGAGCUGGAGAAUCUCAAGGAGCUGCGCGAUCUCAGUGCGGCAAUGGCAACGCAGAUGGAGGCACUCGCACAAAAGCUGGCUACUCUUUCCGAUGGAACAGAAGCCAUUGCCCUUGUUCUUAGCAAUUGGCAUAAUGUGCUGAGAGCUAUCAACAUGGCAUCUGCCAAAUUGCCCAAGCCAAGUGCAGGUGUCCAGGAGCCCUCAGAGGGAGAUCUUCCCCAGACUCUUGUUCGCAUCCCAACCGAACAUGCGCCUGCACUUCAAGCACAUGCAGAGGGAGCUGCAGAAGAAGAGUAAACCGGAGGAAGUGUCUGUCUUCCAGGUCACCUCGGUCAGCCAGGCUACACCAUUCA